AUGGCUAUGAACAAGAAGGUGGUGGUGUUCAUCAUGGGAGCCACCGGAUCGGGAAAGUCGAAGCUAUCUGUCAGCCUAGCCGCCCACAUUGGAGGAGAGAUAAUCAACUCCGACAAGAUUCAGGUUUACAGAGGGCUUGACGUUCUGGGUAACAAGAUUCCUGAGAUCGAGAAGCUUGGCGUGCCUCAUCAUUUGCUUAGGCAUGUUGGGAACCCCGAUGAAGAAUACACUGCCCGCGACUUUUGCUUCCAGGCCACGUCGGUGAUUGAGCGAAUCAUCAACUCCGGCAAGGUUCCGAUCGUCGUCGGAGGGUCAAAUUCUUUCAUUGAAGCCCUGGUGGAGGACCCUGACUUCAAGUUCAAGUCCAACUACCAGGGCUGCUUCAUUUGGCUUGAUGUUUCUCCAAAUGUUUGA
Molecule: messenger RNA, 414 nt
Organism: Ipomoea nil (Japanese morning glory)
Lineage: Eukaryota; Viridiplantae; Streptophyta; Magnoliopsida; Solanales; Convolvulaceae
Product: adenylate isopentenyltransferase 3, chloroplastic-like
Exons: 1
Coding region: 1-414 (137 amino acids)
Biological process (GO): cytokinin biosynthetic process; tRNA modification
Cellular component (GO): mitochondrion
Molecular function (GO): tRNA dimethylallyltransferase activity
Source: RefSeq, a predicted model, not a curated record